AUGCCCGGAACGAGCUCCAGGAGCUGCUCCGGCAGCUUCCGCGGGGGUCAUGCCGGGCGGGCCGCCGCUAUCGCACUGGCGGCAUUGGCGCUGGCCAGCGCCAGGCUGGUCUGGCUGCCGGCUGCGCUUGUGCGCCACGGCCCGCCGCUAGGCCUGCUGCACCGACCGUCGAUCCCGCGGCACUCCCGAGGGCGCUCGGCCGCGGCGGCGGGCGGUGCCGCCGGCGUCGACGAGCUCUUCGCCGCGCUGCAGGGGGAACUGGAGAGUCGGACGCCGCUGCACGAGGAGCUGGGGCUUGUGAUGGAUGCUGGCCGCCGGGCCGCGGAGGACGUCGCCGUCGUUGAGAUGUUUCGCGGCUUGCUCGAGUGGUUGCGCGCGCAGCCUCCGAGCACCUCGCUGGGACCGCUGUCGGCAGCUGCUCUGCGCCACCCGAAGUCGGGACGAGAGGUGAUAGUGCUCGGUACGCUGCACAGCGCCGCAGGGAUGGGCAUCGAGCAGAACCCAGUGCCCGCUGCUGUGCGGCGUGCGAUCGCGAGGCUGAAGCCCGACAUCGUAGCGGUAGAGCUGGACGAGGCCCGCGGCACCCGCGAGCUGGAGGGCCUCCCGUCCUCGCUCUGGGGACGAGCACCGGUGCUGUUGCCCUCGCGGGAGCCCGGCGGCGACAACCCCUGGACCUUCGACUGGACCGGCUCGGCCAGCCUGCGCGUGGAGCGGGAGCUGGUGGACAGGGUAGUCCGCCGACUAGGACCACAGCUCCAGAGCCACGCUGGCUUGCUAGAGGCCACUCGCGAGAUCUUCGCCGAGAGCGACGACAGCUGCUUGGCCAUGAAUGUGUUCGCGCUCCGAGAGGCGCGCGGGCGCCAGGCCAACGACUACGGCAAGGACGCGACCGCCGCCGUCGCGGCGGCCGCGAAGGCGGGUGUUCCCCUUCUGUUCUGCGAUCUCCCGCAGGAGAGGACCAUGGGCAAAGUGGUGCCGCUCUACAACAACGCGUGGCUUCGCGGCCGGCAGGUGCACCUGGAGUGGCUCGGGGACAGGCCCUGCGCCCUCCGUGUGGCCGAGGCCGAGGACAAGAUUCUCGCCGAGCGCCUCAUGUCUGGCAACGGCGGCGACUUGCCCUCCCUGGACCACGCCAUGAAGCUCUGCAGCCCUGGCACAGGGCCGGGCGAGGCCGAGGUGCGCUCCGUGUGGUUGCAGAGCCGCGACGAGGCAAUGGCGGCUGCCGUGGCCGAUGCGCAAACGGAGGGACGUGCGCGCUCCGCGUCCGGCGGGGCGGCGAGCCUCCCCCCCGCCGAGCGCAUCGUGCUGAUGGUGGGGGCCUACCACGUGCAGGGCGUGGCGGGUCACCUGCGUGCCGCCCACGGCUACGAGGACGCCGCCGCGCCGCGGGCCGGCUGGCCCAGCGUGUCGCCUGGAGCCUCCAAGAGAGGUGCGCGGCGUGCGCAGCGCCCCGCACCGGGGCGAGCGGGCUUUCGCUGA
Messenger RNA from Prorocentrum cordatum, 1479 nucleotides. The record is from the annotation of a GenBank genome assembly. NCBI's taxonomy places the organism in Eukaryota, Dinophyceae, Prorocentrales, Prorocentraceae.